This is a messenger RNA of Candidozyma auris, 516 nucleotides long. Its product is annotated as resistance to Congo red protein. The record is from RefSeq and is a predicted model, not a curated record. The coding region runs from base 1 to 516 and encodes 171 amino acids. Lineage: Eukaryota; Fungi; Ascomycota; Pichiomycetes; Serinales; Metschnikowiaceae. The transcript has a single exon. Gene Ontology annotation, cellular component: intracellular membrane-bounded organelle. Gene Ontology annotation, biological process: vesicle-mediated transport.
AUGACUUUUACAAGUAUCUACACCAGAGAUGACUACUACAAUGGCGGAAGCUGGUCAGGCGGGGCUCGUUGGGCAUUCUUUGCAAUAUUUAUAGUGUUGAUUAUAAUUGUCGUGUUGGGCACCUUACGAAUCAACAGAGCAAGAUCUAGACAGGGUAUACAGCCACUUUAUGGGACAAGAUGGAUGACACCUCCAUCCUACUAUCAAUCUCAAAACCAAUACAAUCAACCAACGAGACGUGAACCUGACAUGCCGAAUGUGUAUGUCCCAACAUACACUGAGCGUGCCGGUGAAUAUGACAUGGGUUACUAUGAUAACGAAGGUAAUUUUCACCCUAACCCUAACGCGAAAGAUCCGAGUGUUCCACCGCAAGCCUAUCAAGGACACACUUCCUCUGGUGAUGGCGUUUUGAUAAGCAACGAUUUUCCGACUUACGAGCAGCACAGCCAGGAGGAGCAGCUGCGACAGCAAAGUCGAGGGACGGAGACAACAGACGCAAGAAUACCGCGGGAGUAA